CGACCUUCUCGGUACGGUGUACACCCGUGCUGGCAUAAACAUGCCUCAUUGAUGGAAACGAUCGAACCACGGCUCUGCCCGCAUCACCACGGUGUCAUUCUCUUGGCUCCCUAAGCUCCCCUCAAUACUUAAUAGCACUCCUGCCGGAUUCCUUCCUCAUUCCCGGCCUCUAAUCCAUUCCUCCUGUGAUAUUUUAACCCGCGCUGUAACACGAGUGAAUAUCCAUCCACAAUGUCUGUCGAAAUUGCUCAGUUUCACGGCGAGAUCGAGGCUCUCGUCGAGAAGUUCGACGUUCUGUCCAAGAUCAAGGAAAUUCAGGAGGGGGGUGAUGUCCGUUCAUCUGUUCCUGUGACCAUCUCCGUCACUACCGACGCCACCAUCAGUCUUCUCGAGGACAAGUCAACCAUCAGCGAGUCGACCGAAGCCCCAAAGAGCCUCUCCAAUGGCGACAAGGCCUCCUUCAAGAUCACUCAGGGUGACGAACUCAAGUACACCGUCACUGCCGGUGGGGUCACUGCUGACUUCAAGAUCGUCUUCGACGUCGACAAGAGCGCACCCAAAUUGAAGCUCAGCGACGAGCUUGAGGCCGACGACGCCCCCAUUGGAUUCGAGACUACCAAGACCGAGACCAAGACGGAGAUCGAAAUCGAACGCGAGGUCGAGGUGGAGAAGGAAUGGACCAAGGGCAAGAAGCCAGAAAGGAAGACUAGCAAGGAGACUAAGCACGAGGCAAAGGCUGGUCCUUACUCGCUCCAGCACGAGGUCGAAACCAAGUUCAAGCAGGAGAAGGACAAGAGCGAGGCGGAAACCGAGACUGAGAUUGAGACUAGCAGCAAGACAGUCGUGGUUGAGUAUGUUAUCUACUAAAGCGCGGGGUUUCAC
Aspergillus caelatus is the source of this 882-nucleotide messenger RNA. RefSeq lists its product as uncharacterized. Lineage: Eukaryota; Fungi; Ascomycota; Eurotiomycetes; Eurotiales; Aspergillaceae. The transcript has 2 exons. The coding region runs from base 232 to 867 and encodes 211 amino acids. The record is from RefSeq and is a predicted model, not a curated record.